ACCCUGCCUGCCUGCCUGCCUGCCUGCUCAGCUCGCUCGCUCGCUCGCUCUCUCGGCCUCGCCGUCGCCAUGGCCAGCACCUUCGCCCGCAUCGUAUCGGCCCGAAGAUCCGCCGGCCUCCUUGCUUUGGCGGGCGCAGCCGGCUCACUGGCCGCCGCUGGCUUCCUCCUCUCCCGGGACUCCGUGGGCGCCGCGGUGGCCAACCGGCGCCGCUACCCGGCUAGUGCUGAGUACCCUGACCUGCGGAAGCACAACAACUGCAUGGCCAGCAACUUGACACCAACCAUCUACGCCCAGCUCUGUGACAAGGCCACCCCCACCGGUUGGACCCUGGACCAGUGCAUCCAGACCGGCGUGGACAACCCUGGGCACCCCUUCAUCAAGACUGUAGGCAUGGUAGCAGGGGAUGAGGAGUCUUAUGAGGUCUUUGCAGCUAUUUUCGACCCGGUGAUUGAGGAGCGCCACAACGGCUACAACCCCCGCAUUAUGAAGCAUCCCACGGACUUGGACUCCAGUAAGAUCAAGGCAGGCCACUUUGAUGAGCGCUAUGUGCUGUCCUCACGAGUGCGGACGGGCCGCAGCAUCCGGGGUCUCAGCUUGCCUCCAGCUUGCAGCCGGGCCGAGCGCCGAGAGGUGGAAAGGGUCACGGCAGAAGCCCUGGCUGGCCUGAGCGGAGACCUGGCUGGCAAAUACUACCGCCUCAGUGAGAUGACAGAAAAGGAGCAGCAGCAGCUCAUUGAUGAUCACUUCCUAUUUGACAAACCUGUCUCCCCACUGCUGACAGCUGCAGGUAUGGCUCGUGACUGGCCUGAUGCCCGAGGAAUCUGGCACAACCACGAGAAAACCUUCCUGGUUUGGGUCAAUGAGGAGGACCACACCCGUGUCAUUUCCAUGGAGAAAGGAGGCAACAUGAAGAGAGUAUUUGAGCGGUUCUGCCGGGGCUUGAAGGAGGUGGAGCGCCUGAUCCAGGAGAGGGGCUGGGAGUUCAUGUGGAACGAGAGGCUGGGCUACAUCCUGACAUGCCCCUCCAACCUGGGCACUGGACUGCGUGCUGGGGUGCACAUCAAGCUGCCGCUGCUGAGCAAGGAUAGCCGCUUCUCAAAGAUCCUGGAGAACCUGAGGCUGCAGAAACGUGGCACUGGUGGUGUGGACACAGCUGCCACGGGGGGCACCUUUGACAUUUCCAACCUGGAUCGCCUGGGCAAAUCAGAGGUGGAGCUGGUGCAACUAGUGAUUGAUGGUGUCAACUACCUGAUUGACUGCGAGCGGCGCCUGGAGCGGGGCCAGGACAUCCGCAUACCUUCGCCUGUGGCCCAGUUCCGCAGCUGAGCCUAGCCCAGCCCGGGGCUCUUUGCAGACACCAGUGGGCAGAAGUCCUGUGUGGGCAGGAGGCACACGAUGCACUGCACCAAUCCCCAUAAACCUCUGGCUGCUGUAACAUU
This is a messenger RNA of Lacerta agilis (Sand lizard), 1442 nucleotides long. It is a transcript of the gene CKMT1A, whose product is annotated as creatine kinase, mitochondrial 1A. Gene Ontology annotation, biological process: phosphocreatine biosynthetic process. Gene Ontology annotation, molecular function: creatine kinase activity. The coding region runs from base 70 to 1329 and encodes 419 amino acids. The record is from RefSeq and is a predicted model, not a curated record. The transcript is spliced from 9 exons. Gene Ontology annotation, cellular component: mitochondrion. NCBI's taxonomy places the organism in Eukaryota, Metazoa, Chordata, Lepidosauria, Squamata, Lacertidae.